Molecule: messenger RNA, 2526 nt
Organism: Salarias fasciatus (jewelled blenny)
Lineage: Eukaryota; Metazoa; Chordata; Actinopteri; Blenniiformes; Blenniidae
Product: metalloproteinase inhibitor 3
Exons: 5
Coding region: 152-793 (213 amino acids)
Biological process (GO): negative regulation of membrane protein ectodomain proteolysis; response to cytokine; negative regulation of endopeptidase activity
Cellular component (GO): extracellular matrix
Molecular function (GO): protease binding; metalloendopeptidase inhibitor activity
Source: RefSeq, a predicted model, not a curated record
GAGACGGACGCGCUCGAGCGGAGGAGAGGACCGGAGCGGAGCGGCGACACUCGGAGCUUUGACUGUCCGGCAGACGCAGCGCGGAUCCCGGACUCCGGAUCACGUUAUUCCAGCGGCGUGGGGAAGUAGCUUUCCCGGGGAAGAAGGAGCGAUGCGGUCGGCGUGCCCGCGCCUGGUCAGCCUGCUGUUCGUCUUCAGCAGCCUGCAGGUCCGCCAGACGGAGGGCUGCUCGUGCGCCCUCACGCACCCGCAGGACGCGUUCUGCAACUCCGACAUAGUGAUUCGAGCUAAAGUGGUGGGCAAGAAGCUCCUGAGGGACGGACCUUUCGGGACGAUGCGCUACACGGUCAAGCAGAUGAAGAUGUACAAAGGAUUCGACAAAGUGCAGCACGUGCAGCACAUCUACACCGACGCCUCCGAGAGCCUGUGCGGCGUCAAGUUCGACAUCAACAAGUACCAGUAUCUGAUCACAGGUCGAGUGUACGACGGCAAGGUUUACACCGGACUCUGCAACUUCAACGAGCGGUGGGAGCGCCUGUCGCUGGCCCAGAAGAAAGGCAUCAACCACCGGUACCAGCUGGGCUGCGGCUGCAGGAUCAAGCCCUGCCACUACCUGCCCUGCUUCGUCACCUCCAAGAACGAGUGUCUGUGGACGGACAUGCUGUCCCACUUCGGCUACCCGGGCUACCAGUCCCGGCACUACGCCUGCAUCCAGCAGAAGGAGGGCUACUGCAGCUGGUACCGGGGCCUGACGUCCCGCGACAAGACCGCCAUCAACACCACCGACCCCUGAGGCCCCGGCGCGCCCCGAGGCCACGCCCGCCGCCACCUCCCCCGACUCCGUCCCAUCCGCCAUCACCGCCAGAGUAUUCCGGGACUCUCGAAGCUCACUCGAAAAGAGCCAAUCCAUGACAGUGGCUGUCCCUGGCGCUCCCGACAGAACCAGUCCCGCUAGUCUCACACAGUCCUGGCCGAGCGCCGCCAAGGGGCCAAAUAACAAGAUGUCAGAUCCUCCUCAGCUCCAGAUAUUGAUUCAAACAGACUCUCGGUCAGUGGGAAGCCAUGUGGAAUUGGACGUGGUGCCGAUCUGCGGGGUGUGCCGUGCGGAACACUGACCCUGUCCGGUUCCUUCAUGAUGGUAGAAUCUCCGCUCCCCUGAAUGUUUGCUGUUUAACUCAUUUCCCCCGUCUAUCGAGCACUGCAGAGUAAGAGAGAACUGCAGCGCCACCGUGGGGACGGACUGUUGAUUCUUGGUUUUUUUGCAGAGAUAGUGAGACUUUAUUUUUUGCUGUAUAUAACAUAAGCUACAGAAAUCAACUCAGCUGAAACCUCUGUCCUACAGUUAUUUAUAUAUCUAUCGGAUUACUCCAUAGCCAUGUGAUUUAGGUGCAGGAAAAAAAAUGUAUAAAAGGACAAAAUUCCAUUGUGAAAUCCACCACCGCAUGUUCAGCCGUCCAGAAUGAAGGACCAGCGUCUGCACGUUAGAUAUUAUGGUACUUCAUUUUUUUUUCUGCUUCUUCAUUUCCCCAGACCGGUACUCGACACCGACCCCACCAAACCGCAGAGGUUUCAGAGAAUGACAUAUUUUCUAAGUGUAUAUUCAAUCUUUUGUAUUUAACUAUUUGAAAUGGAAGUUAUUCUAAAUGCCGUAACGUUAUCGUCACUAAAUUCAUUCGUCUCCACCUGUUCCCAGCUGAGGUGUUGUUUCUUGUUUUCCUUCGGUCCAUUCCAUUAACGGACACAGAGCGGCGGCGAGGGGCGGAGCCUCACGACUAAAGAGCGUCACGAACAAACACCGGGGACACUUUUUAGAUUUACCUUCUUCUUUUAGCGCCCUCAAUCUGAAGCUCGAUCAUUCAGCUCAGUUUGGACUGACUUUGCAAAAGUUGUUUGAUUCACUGGUAUAAAACUAUAAAAACAACAGAUUGAAACAAAACCGAAUUGGAUUUGUUUCAUUCUUCACUUCCUGUUGGAUGAAAAGAUGCAAGAAUGAAGUCAGAAAUCCUCUGGAAUUCCUGAGAAUGCAGAUGAAUAAUUACAUUUUAUCCAAUAUAUAAUAAGUUAUGUGUUUUGCUCCCAAUAUAACAAAACCUUCUGGAUUUUAUGAAGCGUUCCCGAGCUGCAAAAGCAGAAAUUAGGUGGAAAACAUUGCUCCUUAAAUCAAAUUUUAACUUCAAAAGUUUAUUUAAUACGGUUUUUUGAGAUAAAUCCUGAAUGAAUACUCAAACUGCCUUCCUAAAAGGGGAAAACACUGAGCAAAGCGAGUCUGUGUGGAAGUGUGGCUUCUCUCCCGCCGUGGCUCCUCUGUGUCGUUAUUCUGUGUGGUUUGUGUAAAUAUACUGUCUGCUUAACACAGAAACACUCGGUGGAGUCUGAUCCUGCAGAAGAAGAAGCUGUGUACAGUCCGUGUGGAAACGCUGAUUCCUGAGUUGUGUGGGUGGGGCUUGUUUCCUUGUAGGGGUUAUAGAAAUGUUUGACUUAAUUCUGUGUUUUUUAUUUUUAUAAUAAAGAUUUAAUGAAAAGCGG